UGAGCUUGAACCUUGAUGCAAUAGACUCUUUAUUUCUUUCCCUUUUCUUCUUCUUUUCCUUCAAAAAUGUACCACAACAACUCUAUCCGAAUCUUGACGGGGAACAGUCACCCCGAGCUCGCCCAGGCAGUGGCUGAGCGGCUAAACGUACCCCUUGUGCCGUGCACAGUCAAAAACUUCUCCAACGGAGAAAUCAACGUCAGGAUCACAGAGUCUGUUCGAGACGAAGACGUCUUCAUCAUCCAAUCCGGCUGCAACGACGUUAACGACCACCUAAUGGAACUUCUCAUCCUCGUCUCCGCCUGCAAGACCGCCUCAGCCAGGAGAAUCACCGCAGUCAUCCCCUGUUACCCCUACGCCCGCCAAGACAAAAAGGAUAAAUCAAGGGCCCCAAUAACUGCCAAACUCGUCGCCAAUAUGUUGACUGUGGCGGGCUGCGACCAUGUUAUCACGAUGGACCUCCACGCCAGCCAGAUCCAGGGCUUCUUCGACAUCCCAGUAGACAACCUCUGGUCGGAACCACUAAUGAUUGGCUAUAUCAAACGUUCGAUUCCUGGCUGGCAAGAAGCUAUCGUAGUCUCUCCCGAUGCGGGUGGUGCGAAGAGGGUCACUGCUAUUGCCGACAAACUCGGGGUCGAGUUCGCCCUCAUCCAUCGGAAACGGGCUGGAAAGUCCCUUACUGCACCAGAGAGGAUGGAGUUACUUGUUGGAGACGUAGAGGACAAGGUUGUUAUCCUUGUCGACGAUAUGAUCGAUACCGGCCGCACUUUGUCGUUGGCGGUGCAAACGCUUCACGAAAAGGGAGCUCGUGAAAUCUACGCGCUUAUCUCCCAUGGUCUGCUCUCCGGUUCGGAUCUGGAAGCGCUGAACGAGCUGCCCAUCAAUAAGCUGGUGGUCACAAACACCAUCCCACAAGACAAGCACCGGCACAUUUUGACCAAGCUCGUUACGGUCGACGUCAGCCCAACCAUCGCUGAAAGUAUUCGCCGCACCCAUAACGGCGAGAGUAUCUCCCUCCUCUUUGGCGAGUGGGCCGAGACCAUUGGCGUGCAGACAAUCUAG
Coprinopsis cinerea okayama7#130 is the source of this 1062-nucleotide messenger RNA. RefSeq names its product ribose-phosphate pyrophosphokinase 2. Gene Ontology annotation, biological process: ribonucleoside monophosphate biosynthetic process; purine nucleotide biosynthetic process; 5-phosphoribose 1-diphosphate biosynthetic process. The transcript has 6 exons. Gene Ontology annotation, cellular component: ribose phosphate diphosphokinase complex; cytoplasm. The record is from RefSeq and is a predicted model, not a curated record. Gene Ontology annotation, molecular function: ribose phosphate diphosphokinase activity; magnesium ion binding. NCBI's taxonomy places the organism in Eukaryota, Fungi, Basidiomycota, Agaricomycetes, Agaricales, Psathyrellaceae. Bases 67 to 1062 code for a protein of 331 amino acids.